UACAUCCAUUCAUAUUGAUAAUGGAUAUGGCUCUCCAAACCCUCUUCCUCUUCUCCGUCCUCUUCUUCGCCUCCAAAGCAGUAGCCCAGCUAGACUUCUGCGUUGCGGACCUUUCAGCCCCGGCAACUCCAGCAGGCUUCCCUUGCAAAAACCAGGCAAAUCUCACUGUAGACGACUUUGUUUUCUCAUCAGCCCUUAUGACGAAGACCAACACCUCGAACCCAAACAAAGCAGCUGCCGCCGCGUUAUUCGUGACCCAGUUUCCGGCCCUCAAUGGGCUGGGCACAUCCAUGGCCCGCUUUGACUUAGACGUUGGCGGGGCCUUCCCCAUGCACGCCCACCCGGGCGCCUCGGAGCUCCUUCUCGUGACGGAGGGCACCAUCAACGCUGGGUUCAUCUCGUCGGCCAAUGCCGUCUACUCCAAGACUCUUGAGAAGGGUGAUGUCAUUAUUAUCCCUCGAGGGCUAUUGCAUUAUGCAAUGAAUCCUGGUAAGAGCCCCGCUGUGGGCAUUGUGAGCUUCAGCAGCCCGACCCCGGGACUUCAGACGACGAACAGGGCGCUGUUUGGGAACAACUUACCCACCGAGGUGGUUCAAGCUACCACCUUCAUCGACCAAGACCAGAUCAAGAAACUGAAAGCAGCUUUCGGCGGCACGAAUUAAUUAAGUUCUCAAUUCUUUGUGAUUACAUGGCUUUAUAUAUUGUUCUAAUUCACCUCUAAAAGGUAGAUCUCUUUGAUGCAAUAAGUUUAACGUUUCGAUGUGUUCACAGAUGGAAUCAUAA
This is a messenger RNA of Punica granatum (pomegranate), 783 nucleotides long. The record is from RefSeq and is a predicted model, not a curated record. Lineage: Eukaryota; Viridiplantae; Streptophyta; Magnoliopsida; Myrtales; Lythraceae.